This is a messenger RNA of Bipolaris zeicola 26-R-13, 201 nucleotides long. RefSeq lists its product as uncharacterized. The transcript has a single exon. Lineage: Eukaryota; Fungi; Ascomycota; Dothideomycetes; Pleosporales; Pleosporaceae. The annotation marks the transcript as partial. The record is from RefSeq and is a predicted model, not a curated record.
AUGGACGUCGACGAGGAGAGCGCCUCCAGCAGCGAUUCGAGCAGCGGCUCCGAUAGCGACUCGGAUAGCGACUCCAGCAGCGACUCCAGCAGUGAGUCAGAGGCUGAGAAGAAGCCCCAAAAGGCGAAGAAGGCGCCUGUAAAGAAGGAUGAUUCGAGCUCGUCGAGUUCGGAUUCGAGCUCAGACUCUUCCGACUCGGAG